Maniola jurtina (meadow brown) is the source of this 724-nucleotide messenger RNA. RefSeq lists its product as uncharacterized. The transcript has 5 exons. The coding region runs from base 153 to 653 and encodes 166 amino acids. The record is from RefSeq and is a predicted model, not a curated record. Gene Ontology annotation, cellular component: membrane. NCBI's taxonomy places the organism in Eukaryota, Metazoa, Arthropoda, Insecta, Lepidoptera, Nymphalidae.
GCCAGUGACUCAGGUCCUCGGGCUGAGACGUGGGUGCAGCCGCUCCACAGAGUAAAGUCGCGAGUAACCGUCCAGUCGUGUUAGUGUGCUGUUCCUACUUUUUAUUUAUAAUCGUUUCAACCAGCUGGUAGCAGAUAAGAAAUCCUGCAGUCAUGUCGCACUCGGUCACAAUCACGAGGACAACCACUACGACAUCUGGCAGCACAUUGUUCGUUAACACCGGUUAUCUGGGCACCUUCCCAGGGCUAUUGAAACUCGCGCAACUGUUGCUGGGUGCAGCAUGUGUGGGCGUCGUGGGCUACUACUUGGAGCCAGGCUACACGCGGUACAAUGGCCAGAAACCUGAACUGUUCUACCUCCUAGUGGCGGUAGCGUUCCUGAUUGGCACAUUUUGCCUGUUGCUUUCGUGUUUGAUAUCGCUAUCAACGGCUACUAUGAUAUCAAGAACGAUGUAUGAGGUCGUUUACCACGGGAUAGCCUUUGUAAUGUACCUAGCAGCAGGACUUACACUAAUGAUAGAAGUAAAUCAUCAAAAGAGUAGUUAUCGAAGAGACUUUGAGCCUUAUUUAGCUGCAGCGGUAAUGGGUUUGGUGAUGGCGGUUCUGUACUUGAUAAGUACCUUCUUGGCGAAUCGUUCCUAUCGAGGCAUUUGAACUUCUACGUUUUAAUAAAUACAGGAGAAGCAUUUUAAUUUUUUUAAAUUGUACAAACUUGUUUUUUGUCA